AUUUUUUUCCACCACCACCAGCACUUCAUCUGUGUCUAAAACCAAAAAACCAGACAUAAACAACAACAAAGGCAACGGCUUUUCUAGCUGCAACUAAUUAUUCUUCUUAAAGCUUUCAAGUUUUUCCAUAUUUUUUUUAAAUGGGAAGAUCUCCUUGCUGUGAGAAGGCUCACACCAACAAAGGAGCUUGGACCAAGGAAGAAGACGACCGCCUCAUUGCCUACAUCAGAGCUCACGGCGAGGGUUGCUGGAGGUCACUGCCCAAGGCGGCGGGCCUCCUCCGAUGCGGGAAGAGCUGCAGGCUGCGGUGGAUCAACUACCUUAGACCUGAUCUCAAGCGUGGCAAUUUCACUGAAGAAGAAGAUGAGCUCAUCAUCAAACUCCAUAGCCUCCUCGGAAACAAAUGGUCUUUGAUAGCUGGAAGGCUGCCUGGAAGAACAGACAAUGAGAUAAAGAACUACUGGAACACCCACAUAAGAAGGAAGCUUUUGACCAGAGGGAUUGACCCCACAACUCACAGGCCACUCAAUGAGACACCUCAGGAAUCUGCAACCACAAUUUCUUUUGCUGCCGCUUCUGCAAAUAUCAAAGAAGAGGAUAAAAAAAUCUCCAUAACCAAUGGGCUUGUUUGCAAAGAUUCAAAAAACCCAGUUCAGGAAAGGUGCCCUGACUUGAAUCUUGACCUUCAAAUCAGCCCUCCCUGCCAGCCUCAGCAACCCAGUGACGGUUUGAAGAGUGGAGGGCGGGGACUCUGCUUUUCUUGCAGUUUGGGGCUUCAAGAUGCAAAGAACUGCAGCUGUGGGAGGGAUGCUAUUGGUGGCGCCACCAGUGGCACCACCAAUAUUGGUUAUGAUUUCUUGGGGUUGAAAAAUGGGGUCUUGGAUUACAGAAGCUUGGAGAUGAAAUGAGGUUAAUUAAUGAGUCAUGAAAAAUUAAAAAAUUGUAAGAUGUAGUUGGAAUGAGAGUGGAGAGAAAUGAGAGAAAGAGAUUGCUUU
Messenger RNA from Malus domestica (apple), 995 nucleotides. RefSeq names its product myb-related protein 308-like. Lineage: Eukaryota; Viridiplantae; Streptophyta; Magnoliopsida; Rosales; Rosaceae. The record is from RefSeq and is marked provisional.